UUGCAGCUUUAUGUAAAUAUGAAUCAUGUGAAGAGAGUUCAUGGAAUGUUCCACAGAUCUAUUACAACAACAGCACUGUGUUUGAAGAAACCACAAGUGGCAGCUUUGGCUAGGAAAGCACCCCGAACUUGUGAUCCUGAUUUCACUAGAUGCAGAGGGGCAUCUCCUUUAGAAGGGGAAGAAGAUCCAAUCCUAGGACCUGAUGAAGAUUAUCCAGAUUGGUUGUGGGAAAUUGCUGAUACCUACAACAUGCCCAUUGACGAGCAUCUUCAGAAGCCAGAUCAUAAUCUGUUUACCAAGAUAAAUGACUUUAGAAUGAACAUGAACAACAGGGUCAUGAAGCUGAGACACAAACACCCAGACUUAUACAGUCAGUUGAAGUUCCCAACGGAGGAGGAAAUUAUUGACGAGAUAAGAGAAGUGGAAGCAAGACGGAGGCCAAAUCUGGCAGAAGGCCAGGCUUUUGCUUUGGAUUUGAGGGAAAAAGCUGCAACUGAGAUUGGAGGCAGUAAGGGUGGCUUGAAACCAGAGCGCAUGGAAGAGGAUGCAUUGAAUUAGAUCUCUGGAAAAGAAGAAAGUGUGAGCAAUAAUACUGUAGAUAAUGCAGUGAGUAACAAGAUUUUCCAGUGCAAUAGAAGAAUGGAACAACAGAAACUUGCGAUUAUUAAAGUUUAAAGAAAUAGAAACAUCUCAGAAUAUAAUAUCUAUGUACCUAAAUAUAAGGAUUUAGGACUUUCUAUAUAUCCACUAACUAUACUUGUACUUCAUAGAUCAUUAAUUUAUUAUUUAUGACAUGAUGGUAUAUUUAUUGCUCUAUAGUCGAUACUACAGUAUACAAACUAUACAUAUUGAAGUUUUAUUCAGUAU
Molecule: messenger RNA, 867 nt
Organism: Bolinopsis microptera
Lineage: Eukaryota; Metazoa; Ctenophora; Tentaculata; Lobata; Bolinopsidae
Exons: 4
Coding region: 19-558 (179 amino acids)
Source: RefSeq, a predicted model, not a curated record